GUAAGCAUAUCCCAUAAUUCUACCAUGGAAACAUCAACAUGGCUGCACCGAGCGAAGUGACAGCUCUUCUAAAACGAGGGAAGCGUAGUGUUGCAAGCUUGUUUAAAGGAGAAUGGUCAAGACGAAAUGGUUCUCCGAAAGCAUUUAAAGAAUUUCUAGACUACCUGUUUGAUCCAAGGCGCAAGUCAAUCGAGGACGUUGAUACGAUAGAUUGGUGUCGCUGGAUCGUCGCUGGUGGGGCAACUUUUGACGAGUUCUCAGCAGCAGUAAAGCAGUAUGAUAAUGCAGUUACAUGUGGUCUGGUGUGGACAAAGAACUUUGUAGCCUAUCGCUGCAGGACCUGUGGAAUAUCUCCGUGCAUGUCACUCUGUUAUGAGUGUUUUCAUUCAGGGAAUCAUGAAGGUCAUGAUUUCAACAUGUUUCGCAGUCAGGCAGGAGGUGCUUGUGAUUGCGGGGACAUUAACGUUCUUAAUAAGUCUGGAUUCUGUUCCCGUCACGGUCCUGAUAGGAAGAACCUGAAUAUGACGCCCCCGACAGACUUACUGGCCAUUGCAGAGGCCCUGAUGCCACGGGUUAUCUUAAGACUGAUUCACCACUUCAGGGACAAUUGUAAACCAAUGGCUUACCGUGAUACAUUUAGUCUGGCCAUGAAUGACGCGGAGCAUUUCCUGUCCUUCAUGCACAGUCUCAGUGACAUGGGUGCAGCCAUGCGGAGAGUUAUGGGUUUGGCAUUGACCAACACCACCAUGUAUAAAUAUUUAACAGAAGUGGAAGAACUUCCUGACUACUCCAACAGUUACUUUGUGGAGAGUCAGAAGAACUACCUAGUGGAACUCAACAGUCUCAGUGUUCCUAAGGGAUUCGAGGAUUUUGACAAUUUGCCCGGCCUGUCACAGGAACUACAUCACAGCUGUUUGUUGGAUGAGCUUGUCUUCUGGAUGGUUAAGUACGAGUUUCCUGAGAAAUUAGUCACCCUGCUACUAAGUCUGCUGCCAGAUGAACAUUAUAAGGAGGCCUUUACUAAAGCCUUUGUGAAGCACUACAGCCGGAUAUCUCUUGUACUAGUCAAAGGUCUGAAGCGGACAGAAAUCGGGAAUCGGGUGGUGCACAUCAGUGUCCAGUUGUUCAGCAAUGAGGGGCUGGCGUGUCAGAUGGUACAGGAAUACAACCUUCUGUACACACUGAUCAUCAGCCUCACCCACAUGAUAGAGAAUACUCUACUGGAGAGUUCACUAGAGGACUUUCGCUUGAACUUCCACAUGGUGGUAGACUGUACCAACGAUAUAAUGAAGGAGCACAUCUACUGGCCCAUUGUCAGUGACUUCAUCAAUCUGCUGGCCCACAAGAAGGUGGCGCACAAGUUCCUGUCCGACAGUAAACUGGUGGUCAUGUGGCUGGAUCUCCUCUCCUAUUUCCAGGGAAUGAAUCUCAAUCACCGUGAGCUCAGCCAACAUGUCGAGUUUGAGUCGGAGACCUAUUAUGCUGCCUUUUCUGCUGAACUCGAGAUAGCUUCUGCCCCAAUGUGGUCUCUUUUGUCACACUGUAAAACUCCUGACAGUAAAGAACAUGUUCUGAAUAUGAUUAAAGUGUGCACCGAUGCUCUCCAGGACUGGUUUGAUGCCAUCAACUGUAAGGAGUCCACAAAGCCAAACGCAUAUCAGUUGACCUUCCACCUUCCUCUCCACCGUUACCUAGCAACCUUUAUAGAGACAGGGAUCACCUAUCAUUCUAUGACCUUAGAUGACCUUCCACUGACAGACAAAAUGUUGAAGAUGACCUUUACACAUCUUUUACAAAUACAGGUUUGUUUAGCAGAGAUUUACACCUCCAUGUGGGUCCGGAAUGGAAUUCAGAUCAAAGGGCAGGCCAUGACCUAUAUUCAGUGUCAUUUCUGCUACUCCAUGGGGGACGCAGACCUUUACUUGAUGCAGCUAUGUGCCUGUAAAUUUGAUCCAGAUUACUUUGUGAAAACAGUAUUGGAGAGGUUCCAUGUGGAGAACUGGCUAACAUAUGGGUCUACUCCGAUCAACACAAGUUUCAAGUUAGAGCCCGAGCAGCAGAUAGCAAUGGUGGAUGCUGUUCUUCAGCUCUUCACGACUCUGCUGGGUGUCAGAACCUACCUGGGCAUUGGUGACAAGGAGUUGACCCGUUUUGAGAUGGCCACUAUCUUGUGUUUUGGGGACAAGCCUUACAGUCAGAUCAUGGACUCCAUGCCUGAGAGAUCGGGCAUCACAGGACAGAAGGAGCUGUUUGAGCCAACACUGUCAGAGAUUGCCGAUUAUAAAGCUCCAAAUUUGGAAUCCAGUGGAGGUCUACAGCAGGGAACCUAUACACCCAAAGGGUUCGUUUGGGAAAGAGAGUUUGAUCCUGUCCAUGUAUCACUUCGAGCUUUGUACAAGAAGGACAUCCAGACAGCCCUAGACAGAUACACAGAACAUAUAAGACAGUCUGGAAAAUACAAGUCCAAGACUCCACCCUGGCCCCCGUUCCGACCCCCAGGGAAGAUCUCUGGGGCGUACAAAGAUCUGCAUCGACUUCUACACUGUAAAACUAUGCAUGCAUUCCUGUUCACAGUCCUCUAUAAGUUUAUGAAAGAAUCCAGCAUUCCGGACAGUGUUCUGUACAACACCGUGCAUCUUCUUGACCUUGCAAUGACCUUGCCAUCUCCUGAUACUUGCAGAAAGUUUAAGUCGUUCUGUGGGAGUGUGACAGACGUGGACUACCACGACUGGUUCUGUGGCACCAGCAUCCACCAAAAUGUCCGGGAGGUGGUGAGGGAGGUGCUGAUCCCGGUGAUGGUCGAGGACUUCCUCCCCACCUCACUAUCUAGUCUGGAGGAGAUGUUCCAGAUGGCCCCCAGCGCCAUGAUGAACACAGCUGGUCCUAUCACGGCAGCCCACUCCGGGGCACUACCCACUGGACUGGUUCCCGUCCCUGUCUCAAGUCACCAUCACCGGGUCGCCCAGAAAUCUCACCAAACGGCGGCCAAGUCUGACUCUGUGCCAAAAUACGAAAAUAGAGGUGUCUCCACUGAGAAUGCUCAGAAACUGUGUGUCCCAAUCAACGAAUGCAUCAUCAGUAUGUUGAUCAAAAUUCAUGCCAAGUUGAUGGGACAAUCGUGUUCAUAUGUUCCAUUAUCGCAGUCAAAGCGACAGAUUAGUGAUUCUGUGAUAGGGGAUGGUCCGUUUUUUGUGUGUAAACUUUUGGAUAAAAUGUCUAGAAGUAGCACGGACUGUGCACGUGCUAUAGAGGAUGUUUACACUUCUCUUAAUCCAAAGGAAGUGUCAGGGGCAGGAAAAAAGCGAGACACAGCAAAAGAUGAGGAAAGGCGACGUAAAGCUCGGGAGAGACAGCAGAAGUUGAUGAACAAGUUUGCUAACAAGCAGAAGGCUUUCAUGCAGCAAAAUCCCCAAGCGGCUUCUGAUGAUGAGAAUGACAUAAUUAGUGAUUUGUCUGCCACGGAGAUUCCACAGGAAGUAAGCGGAAGUGUCCAGGCCCAGGAGUAUGACUGUGUUAUCUGUGGCACCACCUCUGCCUCCACCGCAGACAAAACAAUGGGUCUGGUGGUGCUGCUACAGCCCAGCAGUGUGUUGGGACACAGACUCCAGGAGAACGAUGUGAUCAGCCUGCCCCUGAAGAAGGACCAGAAGGUCUACCCCCACGUCUCGUGUGCCUCCGUACAGAGGCAGCAGCUCAAGACCAUGUUUGAACACUUUGAAGAGAGCUCCUGUCAACUGUCUGUUAACAUUGGCUGGGAGGGAGGUGUGGUCGUGCACACCUGUGGUCACUAUUUACACCUGGACUGUCACAGCUCCUACCUGCUGUCUCUCAGGACACAGGAGAUGACCGGGAACUUGGCUGUCAAUAAAGGGGAGUACUGGUGCCCCCUCUGUCGGCAGCUGGCAAACUCUGUGAUUCCUAUCCCUCCAGAGGAGGACCAGUUUACUAUUAAGAGACCGUUGUCUUCUGAUCCCAAGCAGCUUAUCAAAGAUGUAGCAGAUAUGAUGGUCUCCAGGCCUAUUACUCCUAGAUCUCCGAACCUGACAAAGGUGAUGGGCAGUGUGAUGGAGGACCUAACGAAUGCCACGUACGGGAAAUUCAAGACCUACACCAGCUCCCAGACCUCCGAGAGCGUUCUGCUGUUUGUCUGUUCUGUGGCAAGAACAAAUCUAGAAAUGGAGUUGGUUAACAGAGGGAACAUGUUGACGAAAUCCUCCUCUCAGUCAGGGAAGCGCUGCUUCUUGCCUUUGUACCAUGUACUGAGUAUGCACAGUAAAAUCCUGACCACGAAGCCCUACACGGACCUCUGGUCACACAUGACUGGACUUUGUUGUUCUGUGCAGACAGACAGUGUGUCACUUUACCAUAAAGAUGUCCCUCUUUUGUUGAAAGACCCUGUGUCUCUGCUGAUUCAGAUCUUAUUAACACUGCCUUCUACCAUGGAGAAAGAGCAUUUUGAAUGUGUGCUACAAGUUCUGUACAACGUGGUGUAUAUCAAAGCCAUUGCAGCAACCAGUUGUACGUUUACAUCGGAGGAGAGGGAAGCUUGGAGGAAGAAAGGAAGACAUUCACAGCUGACAACUCUGGAAGGAAUGAUGAGUCAUGUGAUCACGCGGCUACAGCUGAGUCGAGUUUACGAUGACAUUGACAUGGACAAGGACAUCCCAGCUAUCUGCCAGAGUGUCUGGUCUCCACAGAGUGUAGACAUGGCCAUUCAGGACAUUUUCCUGCCAUUUCUGCGUGUGGCGGCACUGCUCAAAUAUCACCUAUUUAAUGUGGAAUUUCCCAGUCAAAUGUCUUCAGACUGUGAGUUUUUACACCUGUGUACUUACCUGAGGAUCCUGGGGACCCAGCCCGCUACCAGUGAUGGACAAAACACCUGCUCAGCAAGGGUCUGCUGGACUACAGAGGAACCCCUCAACCUGACCCGCGCCUGGUGCACCGACCUGGCCAACGCAGCCAAUCAGGAGCCGGUUGACUUCAAGUCCCUGUUAAUGUCCACUAACACAUGGUCAGCCCCGAGCCUGAUAGAGUUGCCCAACCAGUACUACCAGAUCUUCCAGUCCUACAGUCAGCGCACCUGUGUCACCUGUGGAGAGGUUCCCAACGACCCGGCCAUCUGUCUGGUGUGUGCCAACUACACCUGCUUCCGCCAGAACUGUUGUACCCAGCAAGGGGUCUCUGAGUGUGUUCAUCAUUCCAUUCAGUGUGGAGCUGGAACAAGCAUGUACCUGUUGAUCAACUCCACCAUAGUGGUGGUUAUACGUGGACCCCGGGCCACGCUCUGGGGCUCUGUCUAUCUGGACGAUCAUGGAGAAGAAGACCGUGACCUCAAGAGAGGGAAGCCGCUGUACCUGAGCAAGGAGAGGUACCGCCUGCUACAGCACCAGUGGCUGACCCACAGCUUUGACCGCAGCUGUCAGCGCUGGAUAUGGCACCAGGACAGGCUCUAACCAAUCACAGCACAGGACUUAGCUCAGUUCAGCCAAUCAGGAGUGUUUUUAUAAUUCCCUGCUUGUUGAUGUUUAGAUCACUGGUCAUGCACAUCAAACUCAAUAUUGUCUUUCUAUUUAUCUGAUUGGUCAGAGGAAUCCAUGUGUCAGCAUAACAGACAAGUUAACUUGUUUGACAUUUGUAGAUCAUGAUAUUAUCUGUGAUGGAUAACUUGACAAAGUGAAGAAUGCUCAAAAUGAUAAUGGAAAGGCUAGGGUUAUUUUCUGUUAUUUCUUCUAUGACGAUAACCCUCACCUUUUCAAACAUUUUUUUUGUGGGGUUGGGGAAGGAGGCAUGUUGAAAUCACCAUGUCCAUCUAUCUAAGAUCUCUUAAACAUCUUCACGAUUUAUUAAUCUCCGAUCCUCAACCAUCUUCGAUAAAUCUAAAUAUCCAGAUUUUUUUUUUAUUUGUACCAUAAAUCUGUCUUUUAUAUAGACAAAUUUAAUUAGUUUUCUUGUGUUAAUAUUAUGUUCAGUUAUUCAAUGAGAAACUUGGCUUAGUGGUUACACAGAGAACUAUUACAUGUAGGUAAAGGAGAUCGAUCCACUGAUGAAACGACAUAACCUUUUGUUUUUAAAUUUGAUCUCAACUUGUAUAUUUAUUCCAUUAUAUUUACAUCUCCCGAGUAUGAUUCCCUCUAUUUUUUAUGAAAGCUGAUAGUUAAUUCACAGCCCUAUAUAAAAACAGCCAGACUGAAUUCUACACACCCUGUUUAGUAAUUUAGUUAAUUUUACUUAAUUUUUACAAUCAAUUUCUUAAUUUGUUAAAAGAAAGAUGUACAUAUAAAGAAUAAAACGCUUUCUUUGAGGAUUCAUGUGGAUAAUGAAGGUAGCGAUCAUUGCAGAAAUUUUUUUACAUAACCCAUUUUAGCGAGUUGUUACCCUCAUGUCCCACAUGAAUCACUUAAGAAAGCAUUUUAUUGUUUAAAUAUCCAUCGGGGAAAAUUUGCAAUAACUUUGUAAAAUGUAUAGAUACCAUAAAUAAAUUUCUUUUUAUUUCAUUUAUAUAACGUUAAAGUUUGAAGGAUAAAUAACGUUUUUAUGAUGGAAAAAAAAUACUCUGAGACUGAGGGUCGGAGAAAAUUAAAAGAUGUCCAUUGUUGUUAUAUACCUACAGGUGAUAACGUUUUUUACUCAUCACUGGUGUCCACCCUUGGCUACUUGACAAUGAUUGUUUGCAAGGAUUUUCAAAAAAGAUGGUUAGGGUUAGGAUUUACAACUUUUCUUUUCUAUGCAGUUGUUUAAUAGUUUAUAGACUGUUUUCAAAGAAUUUGUGACAUGAUAUUUCACUGAGACUAAUGAAUGUACAAAUUUAGGAGGGGAUAUUUCUGUCUAUCCCUGUCAGUCUUUCCACUCAACAGUUCACACAACUUUACUAUCUAUUCAAGAACUUAUAUGAGAAGAAAUAUCAGAGGCUCAUACUUGGCAUAAAGUCAGCUUAUGAUGUAAGAGUUUGACAUGACCUUUAUGUGAGGUCAAAGACCAGUGGUCAUAUUAAGUGUGGGUAUUGUUAUUAAACUAUUUUGUAUGCUGGUUAAAGAAGAAAGUUGUUAAUCAUGCUUCUGAAUUGUUUUUAUCCACUAACUGUUUUUUUCUGAAAUCAUUAAAUCUGACCAUUAAUUAAUUAAUGCAAAGGAAUGUUGACUCAGAUUUUGACCAGUCAGUAUGGUGAGCUCUAAAGUCAUACUUAGUAAAAAAUACUAGAUAUCAGAGUGAAUUGUAAAUUGACUGCCAUCAUGAUUUUAUUCAUAUUUUUUAAAGUAUGAUUUCAAUAUUCCAAAUGAGCUAAGAAAACUUGUAGGGAGAGGGCAAAAUUUCAAAGUUCUUAUAACUUGUGCCCAAUCCAUUCUUAACGAUUUAUUACAAUAAAAUAUGUUUAAAUCAAAUCAGGUAAUAAAAAGCAAAACUAUGGUAAAUUAUGCUCAAAACUCAAUAGGGUCAAAUUUUCUUUAAUUUGCCAGUAGUUUAAAGUUAAAAUAAGUACAGCAAAUAUUUUAAAGUAAACUGAUAAAGGGGUUAUAAUCAAUGUUUAAAAAAAACUUAUAAAUGAAAAUAAGGUUAUUAUAAUAGGCCUGUACAUACAGAAUAUGCCAUAUACUUCAUAGGGAUACUGAGUAUUUUGUUUCUGGAGAAUAUGACUAGAAUAUAGUCUAAGGCUUUCCAAAUUUAUUCAAUUUUGAAGUCUUAUACGUGAUAUUUCACAAACUUUUGAGAAAAGGCAUUUGUGAAAAAUAUAAAUUUGAUUGUGUAAAAUGUGAAAUAUUGAAGAAAGGUACAUGUACAAUGUAAUAAUGAUUAUCAGUGGUACCGUUAUAUGGCUUCAAUAAUUUUCAAAGAAAAGUGAACUAUUAUGGAGUUAUUAAUUUUAUUUUGUCUAAAAUGCAUUUUUUUAUUCAAAAAAAUCCUUGACAAAUGUCAUUCAUUUUUUACUGCUCAUUGUUUGUAGAUGAGCAUCAUAUUGUUAUUAGGAAUGUAAACUUUUGUUUUUAACAUUUGUUUUUUUUUAUUACAUAUUCUUUGCCAUGUUUUACUGUUAUUAUGGAUUGCACUUAAUCCAGCUUUUGUUGUGUGUUGAAAAGUAAAGAGGAGGAAACUUAAA
Molecule: messenger RNA, 8092 nt
Organism: Magallana angulata
Lineage: Eukaryota; Metazoa; Mollusca; Bivalvia; Ostreida; Ostreidae
Product: E3 ubiquitin-protein ligase ubr3-like
Exons: 36
Coding region: 39-5453 (1804 amino acids)
Biological process (GO): protein ubiquitination; ubiquitin-dependent protein catabolic process via the N-end rule pathway
Cellular component (GO): ubiquitin ligase complex; cytoplasm
Molecular function (GO): zinc ion binding; ubiquitin protein ligase activity
Source: RefSeq, a predicted model, not a curated record